UACCCAAGAAUCAGUUGGUUAGCGAGUGCGCAAAAUACUAUCAGUUAUUUGGGGUAGCUCACAUUGCCUCCACCGACACAAAUCUAUCUAACGAAGGCUUCAUCUCAUCCCAAACCCAGUACGACAUUCGCAGGAAUAAAAUGGCGAUACGAUUCCAUGCCCCCGUCCCGCAGUCUACUACUACCACCCCUGUGUGUUUUGUUAUGGACAGCAGUGUGGUGGCAGAGGAGGUAACCGGAGAACUCAUCAACAGAGGCGAUGCGGGGGAAGUUGAAACCGGAGAACCCAUGACUCGCUUUGUUGAGGCUGCUGACAAGCUGACAAUACAGUCUUCUAUGCUUAACCACGGCUGGUUCACCACAGCGUUUUGCGCCAAAGCCAUCAACAGAGGAAACGCUUAUCUCAUGAAAUCGAGCUCCAUCCUGCAGACCUCCCAGUCUUUUAAGGUCAACGGUCUCAUUGAUCCUUCUCAACCAGAACUAAAUGUGCCUUAUAACAUCAACGUCACUUCCGGUAUCACCUUCAUUCCUUGAACAGUUCCGUAUACAGUAAAGAACAAGUCAAGAAUGUCUAACCACCAAAUUCUGUUAAACCCGGUGAUUUUGUAAAGUUUUGAUUUCUAUUCAAAUAAAAGACAAUAAAAUGUUGCAAAGUAA
Messenger RNA from Ostrea edulis (European flat oyster), 656 nucleotides. RefSeq lists its product as uncharacterized. The record is from RefSeq and is a predicted model, not a curated record. The transcript has 4 exons. Lineage: Eukaryota; Metazoa; Mollusca; Bivalvia; Ostreida; Ostreidae. Bases 141 to 533 code for a protein of 130 amino acids.